This is a messenger RNA of Aspergillus alliaceus, 544 nucleotides long. RefSeq lists its product as uncharacterized. The record is from RefSeq and is a predicted model, not a curated record. Lineage: Eukaryota; Fungi; Ascomycota; Eurotiomycetes; Eurotiales; Aspergillaceae. The transcript has 3 exons. Bases 45 to 377 code for a protein of 110 amino acids.
CUAAAAGUCUCUCCCAAUCAUACAAAACCACAAUAUCUCUAAAUAUGCUUCGAAAUACCCUCAUGCGCUCCCGUCCCCUGCUGAGGACUACAACCUUAACAAGAACAUAUCAGAUCCAGGCCCAUCCCGAGGCGUACAGUUCGAAGAACCAAGAAUUCUUCAUCGCCGCCUCCUUCCCAGAUGACUUCGAGUCUCCCACUCUCACAGAGAAGCGUGGCGUGCCUACUUCCUCCUGGGAUGAGAUGCAUGCUACAUUGAGUGAAGCUUCUGUCAAGGCUGACCGCGGUGAGAUCCAGAUGCAACAGUUUACUUCGCGCGAGGAGUUGGAGAAGAUGUUGCAGCCGGAGAAUAUGGAUCCAAAGAUUGAUGAGAUGUGAUAGUCUUGAGGGGGUCGGUGUUCGAAUUGAUGUUAGCGAUGUUGGGUCAGAAUGUUUUGUGUACGGGAGGUUGGUGUUGUGUAUAAAUUGUUCUUUAUAGGUUGGUUGGUUGUGGUAUUUUAGGUAUAAAAUUAAUGUAGUCCUCUAAUAAUAUCUAUUGAAGUUUA